AUGCUUUGUUUGAAUAAAAAUAAUGUUCAAAACUCACUUUCAUCAAAUCGAAAAUCAACAAUGCAACAGAUGUUAUACCAAUGCUCUGUUGCUUCUCUAGCUCGAAGUAUUGAAGAGAAGAAACACACUGAAAAUAUAAAUAGCUCAACGAAUUUAACGGAUCAUCUGCUUGACGAAUUUGUACAGUCCGCAAAACCAUUAAGAACAAGGAAUUUACUUAAUCAAGUUAGUGGCAAGGUACGACAAUAUGCAACAAAUUCAACACAAAGCGGAAAGGUCAACGACCAGUACUUUAAUUCUGUGCUGAUCUCAAAAUUAGCGUGUUUGAAAUUGCUGCAACAUUCACUUCGAGGUGGAAAAUUUGAAGUUAUGGGAAUGUUAGUGGGAUCUACUAUAGAAAAUAAAUUUGUCGUAUUUGAUUGCUAUGAGCUGCCCGUUGAAGGCACUGAAACAAGGGUCAAUGCUCAAAGCGAAUCAUACGAAUAUAUGGUUAAAUAUAUGAGUGAAAUGGUACCGGAAACCCAUAAUAUAGUUGGCUGGUAUCAUUCCCAUCCCGGCUAUGAUUGUUGGCUGAGUAACAUCGAUAUGCAUACGCAAGACUUGAACCAAAGUUUUCAGGAUCCAUACUUGGCAGUAGUUGUUGAUCCUUUCAAGAGUUUACAACAGAGGAAAAUAUCACUUGGUGCCUUUAGAACCUUUCACCUUCCCUCUGAGAUUGAAAAUGAAGAUCCUGAUAGCACACUUCGUUUCUAUAAUUUAAGCGUACAGAUUUUUGAUUCUGAUUACAAUAGACCAUUGGAGUUCUCGAAAUUGGAUAUCGGAUUCCCAAAAUUUGAUUUGGAAGCAGAUACAGUUCUCUUAGAAAGUCUGGUAGGUAUUUCUAAAGAAUGGAAUAUUUUGAGUGAACGAAAUAUACAGGCAUCAGCAAGGGUAGAUGUACCUAAAGAUUUUUUUGUAGUGGAACAAAGGGAACUGAAUGCAAACCAUGCAAGAAAAGUGGCCGAACAAUCGCAAGAAAUUGGCAUUUUUCAAAGACCUGCCAGAUCAAGUUCGUUCAUCAGUUUAGAUACGUCAACUAAUGACAAUAGCGAUGUCGAAAUGGACGACCAACAACUCGGAGACUUGGAAAGUGUUGAUAGCAGUGUGCAUACUAUAACGGAGCACACCUCACCAUAUCGUAGACCAACACAGCUGGCUCUUCCGGUGCCAACAUCUCUAACUCUUAAUUCACAAAAGGAAGGCAGCUGUGAUGAUCGGGAGAAGAAAACUGAAGGACGUAGAAACAAAGCCCUUAAAACGCAGUUUCAUAUACUUAAAGAUACCCUUUUGAAUCUGAAACUAGAAGAAUAUAGGCAGCUGAGGUUCUUUAAGGAUACUUUUACUCUGGAUAAUUCUCCAUAA
Zygotorulaspora mrakii is the source of this 1401-nucleotide messenger RNA. It is a transcript of the gene RRI1, whose product is annotated as COP9 signalosome catalytic subunit RRI1. Gene Ontology annotation, molecular function: protein binding; deNEDDylase activity; metallopeptidase activity. The transcript has a single exon. The record is from RefSeq and is a predicted model, not a curated record. Lineage: Eukaryota; Fungi; Ascomycota; Saccharomycetes; Saccharomycetales; Saccharomycetaceae. Gene Ontology annotation, biological process: protein deneddylation. Gene Ontology annotation, cellular component: COP9 signalosome; cytoplasm. Bases 1 to 1401 code for a protein of 466 amino acids.